CACUUGCGCGUUUUCCAGUGUGGACCUCAGGUGCCCAAACAGGUGUCUCCACCCUUGGGCUUGCAAGGUUCCAUCAGUGACAAACAUUGACAACCAAAUUCCAUUUUCACUUGAAGUGGAGCAGAAGCGGAAGAUUGAAAGAUAGGACUCCGAAUUCCAUUCACCAGCAACAGCGUUGGCCUGACUGGACCAUGAGUGUUGACAGCGCCUAUGAAUCUCAGCGAACCUCAAGAGGAGCAUCGAUACUGGACGAAGAUAGCCUGAGCGACGACGGACUUCCCAAAGCGAGAACGUCAGGGAAACGUUCUGAUCAUUAUCAUUUACUCGAGACAGAGUCUGAGAGGAGAGCUGCGAGUGACCCAGAGACUGCGGGAAUUCCAAGUAGGCGCGGGCCUGCAGCGUCUUGCCGGUCUGCUGCGACAGUGCGGCCGAUGUCGUCAGACGCUGGUCCUUCUCACACACCUGAACAACGGAGAACAGCACACCUUAGCGGAAAUGAGUCGGACGAUCUUCAGUCGCCAGGAUUUUACUUGGGUAAUAGAUCCAAGGGCCAUUCUACAAGCGGGUCGCAUCGGCUCGGUCAGUCCAACUUUAGAGAUCCUGCACUUCAAUUCUUUUUGGAAGGGCCCAGUGUGUGGGAACCGUCUAGUAUAGAGCAUUCAAGAGCAGCGUCCGCGUCUUCGGGCCACUCCAUGGAUCAUGGUGCUAUCCUUAAAGAUGAUCGGGCUCCCGUGUCAUCAACAACCAGUCGUCAUGAAAAGAGGGCAGGUUUGUCGCAGCGUUGCAACGGCGGCGCUGUGACAUCGGCCCGGUACCCUGGGAGUUCGAGCCGAAGUUUGUCCACAGCCAUCGAAAGCAGCAACACUUCUGACAUCAGGUCGACUGAUUCAGAUGAUUCCAACAGGUCACCGGGGAGAAAACGUAAGCGGAAACCGGACGCUGGUAGUUCAUCUUCUUUGACUCCCGAUCCUUCCCGGACAGCCAUCAAUACAACGCGCCUAAAUGAUGUGAUUGACCUGACGAGUCCUGGAACAUCAGCUAUCGGCUCAAGUUCGACUGUACCUACGACAUCUUCGUCAACAUUUAGAAUCAAUGGCUCAUCGUCAGGAGCGGGAUCAAGAACACAACGAGCGCGGGCAUUAUGGGGCGAACUGGAAGAACCUGACCAUGCGAACGCCAGUUCCAGCCGUACGAUACAGAGCUCUCGUAGAACACAGCCAGAGGCGAGAGGUGCCCUUUCGGCCCUUGGUUCCUUCGGCACUCGGCCAUCGUCUGUCCAUAUAACAGCAUCAUCCAGCACGAACGACGACGAGCCAGGGAGCAUUCCGCUGCCACUCAGCGCGAAUCGGCAAACUGCUGCAAGCAAUUCGAGGCUACCUCAGACUUUGGGAGGCCGUGUACUCUCCGAGGCCCCACGUCGAGCAGUCGCUGCCCACUCCAGAGGAUCUACUCCCACGGAACCUCGACGACCUUCCUCUCCACGUACAAUGUCUGACGAGGAUUUGGCACGCAUGCUGCAAGAAGAAGAAUACGGAGCUUUACAGCCUCCAAACUUUAAUGCUUCCAUGGAGCAGCUGAGAGCAAUCGGGGUCCAGGCGGACAACCUAGCACGUGGAUCUAUUCGCCGACGACAAGCCAGACCUAGAUGGCGAGAGAACAUGAGAAAUGCAGAUGUCGACAUGGACUUACUUAUGGCAUAUGAACUCGCUGAACAAUUGGGCGCUGAUAUGAUCCCAAACCUCAUGGACGGGUUGGCAUCUAAUCCUGAAAAUUAUUUGCCUGACGAAGAGUUAGAUACCAGUUACGAGGCUCUACUGGCACUCAGCGAACGCAUUGGUGCAGCGAAACCCAAAGGUCUAUCGCGUCAUUUAGUGGAGUCACUUCCACGUAAAAAGUACAAGCCAGGAAGCAUGUCCGCGGAGGAGGCAAAAUGCACGGUUUGCCUGAGCGAGUAUGAUGCGGGAGAUUCAUUGAAGGGCACACCAUGUGCACAUUGGUUUCAUGACGAGUGCAUUGACCGAUGGCUGAAAGACCACUCAACCUGUCCCAUCUGCCGAACGGAAAUAGAUUCAUGAUGUCGCUUCAGAUACGAUCUUCAUAUACCCGACACCAGAUACUCAAUAGGGAAACUGGUCGUGUAAAUUUGUAUAUAUCAUAGAAGGCAGAGCCCCCCCCCCCAAAAAAAAAGAUCUUUUGUACGUUACUUGAAGAACGGAGUUUUAC
Spizellomyces punctatus DAOM BR117 is the source of this 2223-nucleotide messenger RNA. RefSeq lists its product as uncharacterized. The transcript is spliced from 8 exons. The record is from RefSeq and is a predicted model, not a curated record. Lineage: Eukaryota; Fungi; Chytridiomycota; Chytridiomycetes; Spizellomycetales; Spizellomycetaceae. The coding region runs from base 192 to 2075 and encodes 627 amino acids.